Melampsora larici-populina 98AG31 is the source of this 564-nucleotide messenger RNA. RefSeq lists its product as uncharacterized. The record is from RefSeq and is a predicted model, not a curated record. NCBI's taxonomy places the organism in Eukaryota, Fungi, Basidiomycota, Pucciniomycetes, Pucciniales, Melampsoraceae. The coding region runs from base 1 to 564 and encodes 187 amino acids. The transcript is spliced from 5 exons.
AUGAGUGGACCAAUAGUACAAUACGAUAAAUCAGCCUACAUCGAAACCGAUACAGGAAAUAAAGUAUCAAGAAAAGCAUUAAUUUCAGGAUCACAAAAUAUAAUCUUAGGAGGUAAAACAAUAAUACAACAUCAAGUAGUGAUCAGAGGAGAUUUAAGAAGAUCAGGUGUAGGUAAUUCUGUAGUGAUUGGAAUUGGAAAGUUUUGUUUAUUAGGUGAAAGAUCAGUGAUUAGACCUCCUUAUAAAACUUAUAAAGGAGUGUUUUCUUAUUAUCCAAUGAAGAUUGGUGAUCAUGUUCAUAUCGGAUCAGAUUCAGUUAUAGAAGCAGCAAGUAUAGGUAAUCUAGUGAACAUAGGAAAAAAUUGUGUAAUCGGUAGGUUUUCGAUUAUAAAAGAUUGUGUAACGAUUGCAGAUAAUACGAUCAUUCCUCCUGGUACUGUGAUAGCUUCUAUGUCUUACUACUCUGGUUCACCUGGUCAAUGGCAAUCUGAUUUACCAGAAGGUACACCAGAGUUAAUGGAAUCUAAAACCAAAGGAUAUUAUGCAAGAUUUCAACCAGUUUAA